Abrus precatorius (Indian licorice) is the source of this 1726-nucleotide messenger RNA. Its product is annotated as serine/threonine-protein kinase HT1. Gene Ontology annotation, molecular function: ATP binding; protein kinase activity. Gene Ontology annotation, biological process: protein phosphorylation. The transcript has 3 exons. Lineage: Eukaryota; Viridiplantae; Streptophyta; Magnoliopsida; Fabales; Fabaceae. Bases 525 to 1649 code for a protein of 374 amino acids. The record is from RefSeq and is a predicted model, not a curated record.
CAAAGCUCUCACGAGACACCCCUGAAGCUUCUGCCUUUGAAUUCAUCUUUAUGCUGCUACACGACCUAAUCCUCCUCAUCCGUCCUAUUAGGAGAAACCGUGAAAACUGCAUCUUCUCUUCUCUUUCUCGUUAGAAUUUUCAUUUUCAUGGAACUUCCCUGCAUUUCGUUCCAAAUUCUUAAACAAUGAAACCCUCUCCGUUUCUUUCUGUGUCUCUAAUUUCUACUUGUAAAAUUUUUCACCCUUUACGACUUUGAUAAACCAAAAGUGUAGAUGUGACAUGAAAAACCGUGUUCUGCUUCCAUAGCAUAUCUUUCUUUUCCUUUCAUUUCGUACAAGCUAAAAGGGUCCUCUUUGAAUCCAUAAAUGAGUCAUUUUGAAGCGUAUUCUUCUUCAUUUUUUGUUGGAGCCUAUGUUUGGGAAUCGGUUCAUGCAGUUGCUGAAAUCGGUUCACACGUUCAGAAGAAAAUCUCCUUUUGACAGUCUGUUUUGAGAAGCAAGCAUCAGUGCAAAACUUUGUUUCAAUGGCGGGUUCAUGUUUCCAUGCGCUUCGUUUGAGGAGGUUCAAGAGCAAACCUUUGCCUGAACCUUCUUCUUCUUCCAAGACCCGGUUGGAUUCUGACUUAGAGAACAUGGAAAGAAGAAGAUUUGAUAGCUUGGAAUCAUGGUCCAUGAUAUUGGACUCUGAGAAUGUGGAAACAUGGGAAGCUUCAAAGGAAGAUCAAGAAGAAUGGACCGCUGAUCUUUCCCAACUUUUCAUUGGUAACAAGUUUGCAUCUGGGGCUCAUAGUAGAAUUUACCGUGGAAUUUACAAGCAGAGAGCCGUUGCUGUGAAAAUGGUGAGAAUUCCAACUCAGAACGAGGAGAGAAGAGCCUUGCUAGAGCAGCAAUUCAAGUCUGAAGUGGCUUUGCUUUCACGUCUCUUUCAUCCUAACAUAGUGCAGUUUAUUGCAGCUUGUAAAAAACCGCCAGUGUACUGUAUCAUAACAGAAUACAUGUCACAAGGAACACUGAGGAUGUAUCUGAACAAGAAAGAGCCGUACUCUCUAUCGAUAGAAACUAUACUAAGGUUAGCUCUUGACAUAUCAAGGGGUAUGGAAUACCUUCAUUCACAAGGUGUGAUUCACAGAGACCUCAAGUCAAAUAACUUGCUUCUCAAUGAUGAUAUGAGGGUUAAGGUGGCAGACUUUGGAACGUCAUGUCUUGAAACACGGUGUCGCGAGACCAAAGGAAACAUGGGAACUUAUCGUUGGAUGGCACCAGAGAUGAUUAAGGAAAAGCCUUAUACUCGUAAAGUUGAUGUCUACAGUUUUGGAAUUGUUCUUUGGGAACUCACUACUGCUCUACUUCCUUUCCAAGGAAUGACCCCUGUGCAAGCUGCUUUUGCUGUUGCUGAGAAGAACGAAAGGCCUCCAUUUCCAGCUAGUUGUCAGCCAGCACUUGCCCAUCUCAUAAAGCGUUGUUGGUCAGCAAACCCUUCGAAGAGGCCAGAUUUCAGUGAUAUUGUGUGUACUCUUGAGAAGUACGAUGAGUGUGUUAAAGAGGGCCUACCUCUCACUCAUCAUUCAGCCCUUGUCAGCAAAAACGUCAUUAUUCAACGCUUAAAAGGCUGCGUCUCGAUGACCUCUUCCAUACCUGUACAGGCUUGACUCCCCUUAAGGUAAUGCUUUGCUGCUGUCUUCCACAUUCAAGCCCAUAUUAACUUCUAUAUCUCUCUUCUUUCUCU